AUGGAAGACAAUCCAGAUGCACGGGUUUUUAUAGAAGUGCCUACAGAUAAUUCAUUAAAAGAUUUUAACACAGAAGAGUUUGUGAGCACUACCAACAAAAGAUUAAAAUGUCCAGAAUGUAAUCGGUAUUCGGCAGUAAAUGAAGAGCAGCUAACACGACAUAUAACAAAAGUCCACCGUGGUGAAAAUCCUUUUCAAUGCUCAAUGUGCGAUUACAGUACUUGUAAUAAAGUGUUAUUUGAGGAGCAUGUUCGCAUUCACCAAGGGAUAAAACCAUACAAAUGCUCGUUUUGCCCACAUACAAAUGUGUCAAAGAAAAAUCUUAAGAAACAUGAGCUUAUUCAUCGACCGGACAAUCCUUUAAAAUGUCCAAACUGCCCCCAUAUAGCAAAACAUAGAAGAGCACUGGCAUGUCACAAGAAGAAGUGUAAUGGAAACAAUAAAUUGAAGUGUAAAUCCUGUGAAAAAGUGUUUUCUGAAGAGUCUCUAGUGUCACAUAGAAAAGUGUUGAAAAAGUGUGAUCAGUGUUCGUACAAAGUUUGUACUAAAAAUUUGCUCUCAGUACAUAAAGUAAUGGAACAUGGAAAGCAGGAUAAGCGCUAUAAAAAGUCAAAAAUGGAUAUUUUUAAGUGUGCGAUCUGCAAAUGGUCUUCGAACAGCAAACCAAGAAUUCUUCUGCAUCUGAUCCAUCAUCCCAAUCAAAAAAUUAAGUGUAAAGGAGAAGGAGAACAUCAGUUUACAAACCAAAUGCAUUUUUCAAUUCGGCCAUUUCAAUCAAAACGACUGAGUAUUCUCAGCAGUAGUCGGAGCUGGGAAGUUCGCGGUGUUUCACCUACGUGCCUCGGAGAGCACGUAAAGCCGUCGGUCCUGCGCAUUAAAUCUCACCGGUCGUAUCUAAGUAUCGUCCCACCGGACUUUGAGAGUAAAAGGAAUAGAGAGUGCAAGUUAUGUCUGCACUAUAAUAUCUCCUGCAGUCGGGUGGUCUCAGUGAGAUUUCCGCUGUGGCCGAAAUCGAUCGGAAUUACAUUAAUAAUCAGAAUGAUAAUU
This is a messenger RNA of Brenthis ino (lesser marbled fritillary), 1047 nucleotides long. The record is from the annotation of a GenBank genome assembly. Lineage: Eukaryota; Metazoa; Arthropoda; Insecta; Lepidoptera; Nymphalidae.